AUGCUCAUGACCGUGCACCAGAAGGAGCUUGUGCUUGGUCUCAUGAAAGGUCCUGUAGACCAUUGGCCCAUUGGGCUGUGGAUAUAUAAAGAAGCUGGCAGCUCUAGAAGUCCAUGGCGCGGCUGGAAUUUGCUGGAUUUGGUGACCGAUGUUCAGGAAUGUUGUCAGUUGAGGGAGAAGGCCGAGGCCAUCAAGAUUUCUCGCAUGAUCGUGAACUUUGCGGCGGUCACCAAUGCGGAUGUUUUGGUCAUGGGAAGUUGUGGCUACAAGGCGGGACGCUCCAACUGUUUCCAGCGAACCACCUUGGGCUCCAGCGCCCAUUUGGCAGCUCUCGAGGCCCCGUGCUCGGUGGUCUUGAUCCGCCCGGGCUGCCGCGUGGACACGAAGCUGGCGACCGUUUUCAUGGUGGCCGUGGACGGCAGCUUGCACUCGCAAUAUGCCUUGCAGCUGUGCGCCACGUGGGCACGGCCCGACAAGGAUGAGAUCGUUUGCCGGGUCUUCGGGCCGAGCGAAUUCACUGAGCCAUUGGAGAGGAUGUGUACAGACCAACUCCAAGCGGUGAUGCGGGAUAAGAAGGUGGAGUACGCGGUGAUCCCCACCGAGCUGGACGAGUCCGCGGACGUCCACGGCGACGACUUGAGCGAGGCCGCGCAGCAGGGGUGGAGGAGCGGGUGGAAGCGGGUGGAUGCGGCUGUGGAGCUUGUGGUUGAUGCGUGGAGGACGGUGAAAGGAGGUGUGGAAAGGUUGGGUGAAAGCAGAAGAGUCAGCAAGCCUUCCUCGUCUUCGGGGCGCGGGGCCGUCAUUCCGAAGGAUCCCCAGGCGGAGGAGACGCCCGUUCUGACGGAUGACGAGGUUGUGCAUGGGGAGGUGGCAGGAGGAUUUUCGACUGGGCCUGCAGGGUCUAUGGCCUAUUUGGCCUGUGGUUUUACAAGCAAACACCCAAAUUCUUAA
This is a messenger RNA of Durusdinium trenchii, 951 nucleotides long. The record is from the annotation of a GenBank genome assembly. Lineage: Eukaryota; Dinophyceae; Suessiales; Symbiodiniaceae.